Styela clava is the source of this 3680-nucleotide messenger RNA. Its product is annotated as isocitrate dehydrogenase [NAD] subunit beta, mitochondrial-like. Gene Ontology annotation, cellular component: mitochondrion. Gene Ontology annotation, molecular function: magnesium ion binding; oxidoreductase activity, acting on the CH-OH group of donors, NAD or NADP as acceptor; NAD binding. The record is from RefSeq and is a predicted model, not a curated record. Gene Ontology annotation, biological process: tricarboxylic acid cycle; isocitrate metabolic process. Lineage: Eukaryota; Metazoa; Chordata; Ascidiacea; Stolidobranchia; Styelidae.
UCAUAUUUUGAUUUAUAUCUUAUUUAAUUUGGAAAUAAUGGCAGCAUCACUUGGAAAUCUUGCAAGACAUACCCAGCGAUUUUGUGCAACUCCGAGCAUAGCUCGUUGUAUACAUGGAAGCAAUAAUCUUCAGCGCCAUCAUGAGGGAAAAGUUAAAGUUACUAUGGUACCUGGGGACGGUAUUGGACCAGAAUUAAUGAUCGCAGUAAAGGAAGUUUUUAAAGCAGCUGCAAUUCCGGUAGAAUUUGAGGAGUUUUGGGUCAGUGAAAUUAUGGACCGAGCUUCUGAAGAUACAAUACAGCAGGUUACAAAAUCUGUUUUGAGAAAUGGAGUCGCUUUAUUAGGCGAUAUUUCUUCUAGAUUGAGUGCCAUGGGUGGAGAACUGGCGUCAACGAAAUUCAUUCUUCGCCAGCGUCUUGACUUGUAUGCAAAUGUGGUUCGAGCGAAGAGUUUCGAAGGUUACAAGACCCGGCAUAACAAUAUGGAUCUAGUGAUUAUUCGUGAGCAAACGGAGGGAGAGUACAGCGCUCUUGAACAUGAAAGUGUCCCAGGAGUCAUUGAAUCGAUGAAAAUAAUUACACGAGAAAAAUCAAAACGUAUUGCAAGAUUUGCUUUCGAUUACGCAACAAAACAUGACCGGAAAAAGGUAACCGCAGUACAUAAAGCAAAUAUUAUGAAAUUAGGCGAUGGAAUGUUUCUGGAAUCCUGUCGUGAAGUCUCGAAAUUAUAUCCCAAAAUUACUUUUGAAGCGAUGAUUGUUGAUAAUACAUGUAUGCAGCUUGUGUCAAAUCCUAACCAAUUUGAUGUUAUGGUUAUGCCUAACCUUUAUGGUAAUAUUAUUGAUAAUUUGGCUGCUGGUUUGGUGGGCGGGGCAGGGGUUGUCCCAGGUGAAAGUUACAGUCAAAAAUGUGCAGUUUUUGAAACAGGUGCAAGACAUCCUUUUGCUCAAGCUGUUGGUCGUAAUAUUGCUAACCCAACUGCAAUGCUUUUGUCAUCUGCAAAUCUACUUGAGCACUUACAUCUCGGAAACUACGCAAAACAAGUUUCUAACGCUGUCGCAGAUGUUGUCAACAAAGGGAAAGCGAGAACCGCUGAUCUUGGUGGAUAUGCCACAACCACAGAUUUCACUCACGCUGUGAUAAACCAAAUACACAAAGGAUGAAGAUUCGCAAGCGUACACCAUACAGCACUUUCACUUAUUUUGUUUUCUGUGUGCUUUUUUUCUGAUUUCUUUCGUAAUGCUCAGGACUGAAAAACCUUUAUUCUAUUCUACCCUGUUAAUUUGGUUUAAAAUCACUGUAGUUAAAUUAUGAAGAAAGGAAAUGGAAUACUGGAAUUUUUCACGCCGUGGUUUAUCAUGAUUUUGCAAACAUAGUGUUGGCCAAUAGGGGACAGUUAGUAAUUAAGUUAAUAAUUAAGUUGAUAAUUAAAUACCGUAAUUCCUGUUAGACUGUUACCCUCUGUUAGCCAACCCUGAAUUACUGAUUUAUAUUGUAUGGAUAAUUGAAAAACAGCUCAUGAUAGUUUACCCAUACAUACCUGUUCUAUUGCUUAAAUGUUUUGUUAUCCAAGAGUAUUCACUAUUUCAAUUUAUGUUUUUUUGAAAAGUUUGUGCCAGCUUUUUCUGUUUACUGCUUUAUUUCGGUACCAUUAUUUUUUCAUUUUCGUACCUGGAGCUUCUUUACUCUGGCAGCAUAUUAUUUUGUUAUUAUAUUGUUAAUAAUGCCCAGCUUACGCUUGUAAGAAUAGACCAACAUUGAUCUUUUGCACCAGGCUAUAGAAUUAUAAGCAUUUUAAGUACCAAGGGUUCCAGGUAAGAAAGUUCAAAUGAUGAAAUUAAAAAAAAAAAAUAACGGCAUUCGGCAAUUUCGCAAAAAAUACUGCUAUUUAAGCUGACAUUCAAAAUUGUUUUCCAUGUUUUGAAUUUUGGCCAAAUAGUAUUGAUAGAUACGAAUUCUUUCCCAAGUUGCAAUUUGCAUGAGAAUUGGCCACAUUGUGACGAAGUGGUUUUGCUAAGAUAAUCAAUAACACUUUUAAAGCCAAGUUUAGCAUAAAAAUUUCCACAGACUAAUUAUUUUUCUGUGUUGCUAUUCUACACAGCUUCGAGUUUUGCUUUCUAUGUAAUAGAUAAUUAAUCAUGUUAGUUUUCUUUUCGUACCUGGAGCUUCUUUACUCUAGCAGCAUAUUAUUUUGUUAUUAUAUUGUUAAUAAUGCCCAGCUUACGCUUUUUUUACAUUAAGUAUAGACCAACUUAGAUCUUUUGUGGCAGGAUUAUAAGCAAUUUAGUACCAAGGGUUCCAGGUAAGAAAGUUCAAAUGAUGAAAUUUUAAAAAAGAGGCAUUUGAAAAUUUUGCAAAAAAAUACUGCCAUUUAAGCUGACAUUCAAAAUUGUUUUCCAUGUUUCGUGACGAUGUGGUUUUGCUAAGAUAAUCAAUAACACUCUUAAAGACAAGUUUAGCAUAAGAAUUUCCACAGACUAAUUAUUUUUCUGUGUUGCUAUUCUAUACAGCUUCGAGUUUUGCUUUCUAUGUAAUAGAUAAUUAAUCAUGUUAGUUUUCUUUCAAUAAUAUUUUAUUUCACACAAAGUUCAUCCAUGUGAAACUGUAGGCAAUGGUUUUCACACGGCGGCCCCUUUUUAAAAUUAGUCAAGUCUUGCGCCCUACCUCAAAAAUAACUAGCUAACAAUAUGCUACAAAUAACAGAUAGUAAAGCGAAAGUAUGUUUUAUACAAAAAACACAUUGAAAAUAUGUGAAUGGAUAGAAAUAUCCAAAAUAAAGGAAUGUGAAUAUCCUGAAUAAGGCGGGUAAAAUCUAACAAAUAUUUUCAUUUUUAAUUAGCUCGACACCCAUCAAAAAAUUGUCUAAAAAUUGUCUUUAUCAAAGUUGAAUUAAAUUUGGGAUAAUCUUACUUAAAUGUAUUGAAUGGUAUUAAUUUUUUCAACUCAAGUUUUUUUUUUAAAUUUCCACAGAUUUGCUGUUUUUCCAGUAUUGCUGUAAUGCAAGGCUCAAGUAAUGAAAAUAAUCAUUAAAUUUCUUUCAAUGUUUCAUUUUAUUCUUCAUUUUACACAAAGUUCAUCUAAGGGAAACUGUAAACAAAUAACUAGCUCAAUUUCAAAUCAUCCUGGAUUCAUCUUGCUACCUUUUUCAUUCAUGUUUUUGUAUUCCUAUUUAUUAAUGCAGAUAGAAGUUCAAAUGUUAAUUUAUGAGUGCUAUUCUAUAUAUGAAAAUCACUACCAAUUAGGUUCCCUUUUCAAAGUUGAUUCAAAUUUGGGAGCAUCUCACUUAAAUGUACUGAAUGGUACUAAAUUAUUCUGAAAUUUCCCCAGAUUUGCCGUUUUCCAAAUUGCUCUUAUUAUGUUCAGCUUUGAGUAAUGCAUUGUCUUCAAAUUUCUUUCAAUGUUUCAUUAUAUUUUUUAUUUCACACAAAGUUCAUCUAUAUGAAACUGUAAGCAAAAGACUAGCUCCUCCAACUUUUAUUUUUCAUGUUUUUGUAAUCAUAUUUAUUAAUGCAGACAGAAUUUCGAAUGCUAAUUUACGAGUGCUGUUCUAUUUAAUGAUAAUCACUUUCUUUUUCAAUGUUCCACUGCUUUUUUUUGUGCUAUCUUUUUUUUUUCAAAUUUGCAGCUUACCACUUAUACUGUAAUUUAAACUUCUUUUCUCUCUGUGCCUGUUAUUGCAGA